CUCCUACAGUCCAACAGAUUUCGGUUGACUGCUGAAGAGAUAAUCUGCUUCUGUACCCUGCUAUUUCGAAAACUGAGAGAAACAAUGUUUUCUAGAGUUUUCAAAGUGCCGUUCAGAGCCCUGUGUGUCUGUCUGCAGUUGCAGAUCUUUGCAGUAGCUGCAAACAACACCAUGGACGUUCAAAUCAGUGGAAGCGGUGUACUGAGUUCAGGCACCUGGGAUUUAAUAAAAGUUGUCAAGCUUGAAAAUGCCUUCCAAACACUAAAUGGUGUUCAGUGCCUGAAAAUAACUUAUAGACAAAACAACAGCAAUGUUGACUUUGAGGGAAAUGUCAGCGUCACGUUUAACACUUCUGAGCUUCAAUACAUAGUGAACGGACUGGAAACCACUCUCCAAGCUGUAAUUCAGGUCAGCAUUUCAGGAAUGGUCACCAUAGUUUCCCCAAACACUACAGUGUACUACAAGUCGAGCCCUUCACUGAAAUGCACUUUUGGGGAGACUACUGACAGUGCUGGGUGGAACCUGAUCCAGAAUAAUCAGAGCUUUACUCUCAAUUCUGGCAGUGUGGUCAAACUGAACUCCAGCUGUGCCACAUCAGGAACCGGCUCUUGUACUGAAAUUACACUCCAGGGGGUGACGGGGGACUGGGUAGGUAUGUAUGAGUGUGAAUUCACUACGGGCUCAGUCAGGCUCACAGCCUUGGCACAGCUGAAGGUUGCACUCCUGCCUGAUGUGAUCACCAUGGAGACCAGUCCUCUAACAGUAGACUGUUCAAAAAGCCACACCAUUGUUAACAUCAACAUCUCCGCCACCAUUCAACAAAGUACAGAGACCUAUGGAGUUUGGUGGAGCUAUAGUAAUGAUACAGAGAUGAGUCAAAUAUAUAACACAUCUUCUAAUGGUUCCUUGAUCUACACUUUCAUUGGCACUAUGAGUUGCCAGAAACCCUCUGGUUGCUGUCCAUAUGCUAAUGUGACUUUUAAAAACACAAAAGGGCAAGAGACAAGUGCACAAGUGGAUAUUCCAGUCAUUUAUGCUGGAAGCAUAUUUUGCGAUGGGAUUGUGACAGAUGGGGACUAUUGGCCAAAAACAGCUGCUGGAGCCACGGUGACUAUUAACACAUGUGCAGAGGGCAGAGUUGGCUACAAGUCACGCACUUGUAUCGGCCCCCCAUGGCAGGACGUCUAUAACAAUUGUAUAAACGAGGGGUUAAACACAGCCCUGCAACAAGCAACUAACUUCCAGAAAGGACUGGGGUCUACUCCAGAGGUGGCCAUGACUAUAUUUGAAGGACUUUUCAACAGCUCUGCAUCUGCUUCCAGUAACAAUAUUGCUGACAUUAAUGCAUCUAUUGAAGUUCUACAUUUCAUGGCGACUGCAUCAAGCUAUAAUAACUUGCCAGAGGAAGUCUUGCCUAAUUUUAUCAACGCAUCAAGCAACCUGCUGCAAAUGACUUGGAAUGUGGCUCCACUUAUUCUUUAUAAUGUGUCAUCGGCUUUCCUUCAGUCUGUGGAUGAUCUAGUAAAGAAUAUUAGGGUCAACACAAGCCAAGGAGUUAACAGCACAAACAUAGAUCUUAGAUUUUGUUCCAGUAGUAAAUGUACUUUGUCUGUGUUCGACGUUGGUGUGGAAAUGAUUAUAAGCAACGGAAUACUGAAAACUGCUGCUGUGAGAAAUCUAACAAAUAAACUACGGAACAACUACAAGCAUAAGAAACCCUCCAAGCUCUUGCUAUCAGCUACACUGCAGGACAACAAUGAUUCAUCUACAAAUAUUAUACUGGACUUCCCUGAUGACUGGCAGACCUAUUCCAAACCUUUGUGUGUCUUUUGGAACACCACAGAGGAGGACUGGUCACCUGCAGGAUGUACGGCCUAUAAUAACCACAACGGUCGUACAAUGUGUGUGUGCAACCACCUGACUCCCUUUUCUGUGCUCAUGUCCAAAGAUGAGAUAUCUGCAUAUAGUAGCAUUCUAGAUAUCAUCACCAAUGUGGGUUUGAGUGUGUCCAUCUUCUCCCUGCUGGUCUUCCUCACUAUUGAGUGUCUUGUCUGGUCAGCUGUAGUCAAGACCAACCUUGCACAUUUUCGUCACACAGCUAUGGUGAACAUCGCCGUGUUUCUCCUCCUCGCUGACAUCAGUAUGUUGGCUUCUACACGUCCCAGCAGCCUGCCAGACAGCUGGUGUUUCUUUUUGACUAUAUGUAAACACCUGUUUUAUUUGGCCAUGUUUUGCUGGAUGCUGUGUCUGUGCAUCAUGCUCGUUCAUCAGCUCAUAUUUGUCUUUAGUCCACUGAGGAAAAGAGUUUUUAUGUUGGUCUCCAGCAUUGUGGGCUACGCUCUCCCUGUCCUAAUAGUGGGAUCCAGCUAUGUGUACUGCAAGUACACAAACAUCCCCUACUAUAAUGUGACAACGUGCUGGCUAGCCUAUAAAAGCCUCUUUGUAGGCUCCAUACAAUCCUUCCUCUUACCUGUAGGAACAAUUAUUUUGAUAAAUAUCUUUUCUAUGUUGGUUGUUAUUAUAACUAUGGUAAAGUCACAAGUUGCAGACGCCAGCAAAGCAGAUGACAUGAACACAGCCAAAGGCAUUGUGAAGGGCCUUGCAGUUCUAACCCCUGUCUCUGGAGUAACAUGGAUUAUUGGCUUUUUACAGCUAAUGUUAGAUGAAGAGACACCGUUUGUUGCUGUUGAAUUUCUUUUCACCAUCCUCAAUUCCUUUCAGGGUAUUUGUAUUUUGGUAACAGUAUGUUUUAAAGAAGAAAAGGUUUGGCAGCAGCUGUCUAAAAUUAUAAACAGGAUGUUUAGAGGAAAAACCUACAACAAUAUUGAAGUCACUUUGGAAGAAAAAAGCAGCACAACAAACAAAGCUUAAGGUCUGUGUGUCAUGUUCUGGGUUUUUUGUUUCCUGUUUUAUUCUGAAAGGACUUCAGAAAUUUCCAUAACUUAUGAUCUUUUGUAACAGUACAAUACAGGCUUGCAGGAAUAUGGCCGGCUUCCAUUUCUGACCACACCUAUUUAGUUUCCGAAGUCCAGCUCUGUUCUGGGCUGCACUCUGGACACAGUGCAGGAGGUGGGUGAGAGAAGGGUCCUGGCUAAACUCACAUCCAACCUGGACCAGGACUCUCACCCGCUGGAGGACUCACUGUCUACAACAGGUUUAUACACAGGCAGGAGAUGCAGGAUGUUAUGAUCAGCUCUGUCCAGGGGUGGGAGGGAAGAUGCGCUGUAGGCCUCUUUAGUGUUGGCAGGAAGAGGGCCUGUGGGUGCUGUGUUUGCAGCCUGCUGGUGACUGAGAGCAGGGUCUCAGAAGCUAUGUCGGCAUUAGUGGAGGGUGGGAUGCACACAGCAAUUAUUAUAACUUACUAAUAAUUGCUUAUUAUAACUUAUUAUAACUGUGAACUCCUGUUGCCUACCGCAAACAGAUUAAUGUCUCUGUUACACAGCUUCUCUCUGAUAGCGCAAUGUCUUGAUUUACACCAUCUCAUGUUUAUCUCAUGUUCACAAACACAGACAGGUCCUCUCCUUUCCUCUUACCACUGUCCUCCGUUUUGUCCGCACGCAGUAGAUGAAAAUUGUCCAGUGCGACAGUCGAGUCCGGGAUGAGUGGAGUCAGCCAGGUCUCAAUUAACAACAGGAUGCUGCUCGUCCUGUAUUCCAGCUGGUGCCGUGUGAGCGCCGCAAGCUCAUCCAUCUUGUUUGGGAGAGAUCUCACGUUUCCCGUGAUGAUGAACGGGAGAGCGGGUCUGAAGCGUCACUGGCCGGCGCCCACUGCGGGUCUUCACUAGCAAAAAGUAAUACUGUAAAUAAAAGUGAGAGGACAGGUGCUUUUGUGAACAGCAGCCAGCUCGACCGGCGCCGGAAGUAAGAGAAAGAGAGAAACCCCUACACAGUAUGUAUGACCGGCAGCUAGAAGAAGUGGCUGAUAUCGACAAAUUCUACCAGUGGUUGGACAAAGCUGGACUGAUAGACAGCACGGAGGCACUAAACCUAGCAGCACAGGAUCAGGCUCUGAGGCUGUGCAAAGAUGCCCCUGAAACAAUCCAGCACAUAACAGUGGGAUGCAAGAUGCUAGCAGACAGGGCACACAUGGAACACCAUCAUAUAUAUUUAUGCUAUAGCUUUACUUUAAAUAUUUAAUAUUGUCAUUUUUCUGAUCAAGGAUAACUUCAGAAGUGCUUUUUCAUAUAGGUGGUCAUUCUCCACACACCAACAAUGAAGUUUAUUGUAUUCCAUUGUAAUUACCCCUUUAAUUGUAAACCAAAUAAAAUACAUUAAUAGCAACUUAGACAAGUCUUUAGCCAGACAUAAAAAAACACACUUCUCAUAACAGUUUAAAAAACACUUGCGAUUGCCCUUGCUAUCUACCUAAAAAUCAUAUCAAACAAAAAGCAAACCUUUGCAGGCCUAAUGCAUUCCCUGUGACCAUAGGGACCAAAAGCCUAAUGGUAGGUUCACUUACACCUGAGCAGUAUAUAAAAAAUACGAAGGUUAUACUGUACAUCUAUGGCUUAAUCCUCCUUAUCGUUGUCAAGCCUUGUUCUGGUCAGUCUGUAGCAAUGCAAUAGGGUCACUAGAUGUCACUGUCUGUCAUUAGCCCUUCAGGCACAUGGACAUGGUAAUGCAGCAAUUAAUAAAAGAAUUAACAUACUGUAUAUUCAACACAUGGUAAACAGACGAUGGAGGGAUGUUGUACUGCCUAUAUUACCUCAAACUGUCUCACACAUGUUUACAGAUAUUAUGCUAUAAACAAAAUUUAAUACUCAAAUAUAUAAACACUGCCUAUCACCAUUACCACUGAGAUAAAACAACAUUAACUUAUUCUGUCGCAAGACAUACAUUCUGAAAUUUAUUAACACUGGGGAAGUUUUCAAGUAUUUAAGAUUUCAGUUUCAGUUGUGUUUUUUUACUUUUGCAACUUUAUGUUUCGAAUUGAUAAAAUUUAUUACUCCACAGUUUUGCACACCAAUGCAAACUGCAGCGAAUGGUUACGAAUGUGCUCAGCUGGAACUUUAUUAACCAACGUUCACAAUCGCAUCACACGUCACAGAGCUACUUACUGGGAAAAGAUUCGCUACAGUAUGUAAACCUUAUCGACAACGUUUGCUCAUGUCAAAAAGUCCGUGUCCGCCUGUAGUGCGAACACGAACACACGCGGAACAUUAUAUGGUAUUACUAUUGUACUAUUAUUAUUAUUAUUAUUCAACGUAUAUAUAAUUAACUUUGGGCAGAUCGUCUCAUCGACGAGGUGGCCGAGUGGUUAAGGCGAUGGACUGCUAAUCCAUUGUGCUCUGCACGCGUGGGUUCGAAUCCCAUCCUCGUCGGCAACAAUUAUAUAGAAAUGUUUAUUUUUACCAUAGAUCGUCUUAUGUUGAAAUGGUUGAGUGUUGUGUUUAAUAAA
Molecule: messenger RNA, 5397 nt
Organism: Betta splendens (Siamese fighting fish)
Lineage: Eukaryota; Metazoa; Chordata; Actinopteri; Anabantiformes; Osphronemidae
Product: adhesion G protein-coupled receptor F4-like
Exons: 16
Coding region: 85-2871 (928 amino acids)
Biological process (GO): G protein-coupled receptor signaling pathway; cell surface receptor signaling pathway
Cellular component (GO): membrane
Molecular function (GO): G protein-coupled receptor activity
Source: RefSeq, a predicted model, not a curated record